Messenger RNA from Lytechinus variegatus (green sea urchin), 1673 nucleotides. Its product is annotated as hydroxyacid oxidase 1-like. NCBI's taxonomy places the organism in Eukaryota, Metazoa, Echinodermata, Echinoidea, Temnopleuroida, Toxopneustidae. Gene Ontology annotation, molecular function: oxidoreductase activity; FMN binding. The coding region runs from base 190 to 1326 and encodes 378 amino acids. The record is from RefSeq and is a predicted model, not a curated record. The transcript is spliced from 8 exons.
GAAAAUCAUCAGACCUACAAUGUUUCUUCUAUAUUCAACUUUUAUGUUCCCCGGUUUGUUUCCUGUCAGCAGUCUUUACCUCUGUGACCUCAAUACCCAACAGACCUUUGACAGAAAUGACCACUGAGCGGACGGAAAAGAAAAUCCCAGUGCAUUUAGUUCCCUUUGACCAGUUGAGAUAAAACCAUCAUGACCACAGCAUCAGGAACACCAAUGACUACGAUCGAAGAGUUUCGAUGUCGAGCGAAAGAGCUGUUAUCACCGGAAGGUUGGUCGUUUUAUGACGAUGCGUCGGGGCGGAGGACAACGUACAAUGAUAGCAUAUCUGCUUUUGAUCGUUACGUGAUUCGUCCUCGUAUCCUUCGUGACGUCACGCACCGUUUAUUGUCCACCACAGUAUUGGGUCAACCAAUCAGCAUGCCUAUAUGUGUAGCACCGGCAGAAGCCCAACGGUUCGCCCAUCCAUCUGCCGAAGCAGAAUCUGCGAAAGGAGCGGCCGAAGCUGACACCAUGUACAUUUUAUCAUGUCUAUCCAAUGCAUCCAUCGCCGAGGUUUCACAGGCAGCACCGAAUGGGUUACGAUGGAUGCAGCUAUAUCUCUUCACGGAUCUUCGGAUCUCUGAACACAUGGUCAAGGAGGCUGAGAAACAAGGAUUCAAAGCUAUCGUUCUCACAGUUGAUUUACCUCUUUGGGGAGACUAUUCAUUCUAUAAAUCUUCGCAUGCAACAUCUUCUUCAACAUCGAGAUACUAUGGAGAUCCAAGCCUGAGACCAGCAAAUUUACGUUUGGAUAUACCAAAAGUGCGUGAAGCUAUCCGUUCAGGUGAUGUCAACUUACGUCGUUACAUGGCUACAAAUUACGAAUCACCUAAAACAUGGGAUGACAUCAAGUGGCUCAAGUCAAUCACAUCACUCCCGAUUGUACUUAAGGGUAUCCUGACAGGUGAGGCUGCUAGGGAAGCAGCCGAUGCUGGUGUUUCUGGGAUCAUCGUAUCAGCUCAUGGUGGAAGACAAAUGGAUGGAGUCCCUGCUCCGUUAGACGUCCUACCAGAAGUUGUAUCAGCUGUCAAAGGUCGUGGUGUUGAGGUUUACAUGGAUGGAGGGGUUCGAUCAGGAACCGAUGUCCUCAAAGCUCUAGGAUUGGGAGCACGGGCUGUACUGAUCGGUAGACCAGCACUCUGGGGACUAGCUUGUGAUGGUGCUAAUGGAGUCAAAAAGGUAUUAUCGAUCUUACGGUAUGAAUUGGACUCUGCAUUGGGCAUUUCAGGUUGCACCAAUGUCCAAGACAUUCCGUCAUCAUUGAUAGCUCGAAAAUCUUACCUCUGAAUGUCUGCCGAACUCCUUCCAUGGAAAGAUCCCGACCACCAUCAAGAAUAUACUAGAAGCAUGAUCAAGCCUUUAAUUACCGAUCCGCAGAAUCGGAAUUAUUUAGUCAAGAUUAUUUGCAAUAUAUAUCCCAAUUCCUCACACUAUAGGAACAUUACCCACAUCAUCGCCUCGCCAACACUCACCUACACAAUGCACACACACUCAUAUACACACCCGCAUAAAAAAUGGAGUUGUAUUUUAUUCAUUCAUUUUACCACGGUUAAAAAGCCUGCUUUUAGCCGAAAGCUGCUUUUACAGCAAGACCGUGAACAAUUACUGAAUGCAAAUAAUAAAAAAAUGAAAAU